Messenger RNA from Colletotrichum abscissum, 438 nucleotides. RefSeq lists its product as uncharacterized. The record is from RefSeq and is a predicted model, not a curated record. NCBI's taxonomy places the organism in Eukaryota, Fungi, Ascomycota, Sordariomycetes, Glomerellales, Glomerellaceae. Bases 1 to 438 code for a protein of 145 amino acids. The transcript is spliced from 2 exons.
AUGGCAGCGCCCGAGUAUAUGAAGGUGGCGAAGUUUACGAUACCCGGAACCAAAGCCUCAUCUUUGAGCAGCUUCUUUACGCGGAAGAUCCUCAGCCAUCACCCCUCGUUUUCUCAGUAUGAGGUGGUCACAAUUCAGCAGAUGCUGAUUACGGGUGGUGCCAUUGCGUCUGGCUCUGGGACACCGUUUGAUAACGAUGUGUUUCGCCGGCUCCGACGUGACGAAUACCUACGGGAUCCACUUGACCCGGCCCAAGACUGCAGCCGGUCGGGCGGUGGGGGUGGCGUUACUCGCCGGGCCCGGAGCGGUCUGACGCCUGCAAGCACCGGUGCUGGGCAGCCGCGAACAGAACACGAACAGCACAAAAGAGAAAAGAAAUACCGGACCGCCAAGGAGUCAACCGGCAACGGCAAUCCGUUUGUACGGGAUGUGGCAUGA